AUGCACCAAUCGGGUGCCACGUCAGCGGGGCCUGCUGCUGACGUGGCCCUCUCUGAUUGGCUGCCUGUAGUGGAGCUGGUGCUAGUGUCAGACGAGGAAGCAGCGACGGCCAUGCCGAAAGUGCUGCCACACGUGUGCAGGUUGAUAGCAGAGAGCGCAGGGUCGUUUGUCAGCUCAGUGCCACGUCACCUGUUGGAGUAUUCAUAUGAGAGCGCUGAGAGCUUCUAUGACGAGGUGGUAACGGCCAUGCUCGGCACUUCGCCCUCGUUGCCAACGGGGGGUGACAAUAAAGGGACGGAGGAGCACUCCUGCCCCUACUCCAUCCUCGGGAUUGCCAAGAGUGCUGCUCCCUCUCAGAUCCGUGCGGCGUACCGUUCAUUGGCAGCCAGGCACCACCCAGACAGGCACAAUACGCAUGACGAUAAGGCCUCUGCUGAGGCCCAGUUUAUGAAG
This is a messenger RNA of Closterium sp. Naga37s-1, 453 nucleotides long. NCBI's taxonomy places the organism in Eukaryota, Viridiplantae, Streptophyta, Zygnematophyceae, Desmidiales, Closteriaceae. The record is from the annotation of a GenBank genome assembly.